This is a messenger RNA of Cladocopium goreaui, 1642 nucleotides long. The record is from the annotation of a GenBank genome assembly. Lineage: Eukaryota; Dinophyceae; Suessiales; Symbiodiniaceae.
CUCAAAUCGCAGAGCUGUGACUACACGAAGCCGCUAGUGCUAGGACAGUGAGGACCAGGAGCUGUGACUUGCUCCGGCUCCGAGUAGUCCGGGAGGUCCGGGUAGUCUCGCAGUCCAGUCAUGUCGGAUGAAGAUAGACAGAUUGAGCAGUGGAAGGUGAAGCGGUUGGUGAAGAUGUUGGAUGCUGCUCGAGGCAAUGGCACCUCAGCGAUCACUUUGAUUCUCAACGCCAAACAGGAUAUCAACUUGACCAACAAGAUGCUGACCGAAGAGUAUGGCACGGCAUCAUGCAUCAAGUCCCGUGUCAACAGGCUGUCCGUUUUGUCCGCCAUCACGAGUACCCAGCAGCGCUUGAAGAAGUACAACCGCACUCCACCCAAUGGCCUCAUCAUCUUUUGCGGUGAGGUUCUCACAGAGGACAACAAGGAGAAAAAAUUGACCAUUGAUUUUGAGCCCUUCAAACCGAUCAACACUUCGAUGUAUUUGUGUGACAGCAAGUUUCACACAGAGCCUCUAGCAGAGCUCAUGGAGGAUGAUGACAAGUUUGGUUUUUUGAUCAUGGAUGGAAAUGGCAGUCUCUUUGGCACCGUGCAGGGCAAUCACCGUGAAAUCUUGCACAAAUUCACCGUCGAGCUGCCCAAGAAGCAUGGCCGUGGAGGACAGUCUGCUUUGCGUUUUGCCCGGUUGCGACUGGAGAAGCGUCACAACUACGUGCGCAAAGUUGGAGAGACCGCAACACAGAUGUUCAUCCCAAAUGGAGAGACUCCAAACAUCAAGGGCCUUAUUGUGGCUGGUUCGGCUGAGUUUAAGCAGGACUUGACCACCAACACAGACUUGUUUGACCAGAGACUCGCAGCCAUCGUAAUCCCUCCACUGCUUGAUAUUAGCUAUGGGGGUGAGGCUGGAUUCAACCAGGCAAUUGAAUUGUCUGCUGAGACGUUGAAAAACGUGAAAUUUGUGCAGGAAAAAAAACUUGUGACCAAAUUCUUGGAUGAAGUUGCCACAGACUCUGGCAAGUACUGCUUUGGCAUCCACGACACGAUGCAAGGUUUAGAAGCUGGAGCAGUAGAAACUCUCAUCAUUUGGGAGCAGCUUGAGAUCAAAAGACUUGUGAUUCGCAAUCCUCACACUGACACAGAGGAGGUGAAGUUUGUGACACCAGAACAGGAAAAGGAUCCCAAGCUCUAUGUUGACAAAGACACCAAUGUUGAACUCAAUGUCACCGAGAAUGAAGCUUUCUUGGACUGGAUAGUGGUGAACUACAAGAACUUUGGAACAAAACUCGAAUUCAUCUCUGACCGGUCGCAGGAGGGAAACCAAUUUGUGAAAGGCUUCGGUGGUAUUGGUGGGCUCAUGAGAUACCAGUUGGAGUUUGACAUGUUGGAACCUGACGUGGCAGGCUCAGACAGCGAUGAUGACUUCAUGUAAAAUUCGAAGAACUCAGAGGUUGUGAACAAUGCGGCGUGCAACGACAAGUGAGUGUGAAAUAGCGCAACAUAGUGCAACAAUUGAGUGUACUCAAGUGAGACACUAGUCUUGACUAGUGAGGACUCAACUAGUCUUGCAGUCUUGCGGAAGGCGUGUUUGCUCAGCACAUUAAGCUGUAAAUGGAACAACAUUGAAAUGCUUUGCAAAGUCGUAG